Meloidogyne enterolobii is the source of this 1443-nucleotide messenger RNA. The record is from the annotation of a GenBank genome assembly. NCBI's taxonomy places the organism in Eukaryota, Metazoa, Nematoda, Chromadorea, Rhabditida, Meloidogynidae.
AUGGCCUCGACAUUGGCUCUUCAAUUCUCUCGUGUUCUUCUUCUGCUUACUUUCGUUUUGUUGCUACUCCAAUGCGUGGUCAAGUGCGUAGAUGUUGGAAAUGGACAUACUUUGAAAGGAAGCGAAGUCGAGGUGCUGAACUUGGAGGCUAAGUCUGGAUGUGAUUUUGACACGGAUAAAGAUGGGCAUAUAGUGGUCAAAUACAAAAAGGGCUCCGUUUCUUCAACUUCUGGAUGUGUGCUGGAUCUUCUCACAAAGUUUCCCCUUAAAGAUGGAAAGCUCGUGAUGGAAGUUGGUGUCACAGACAACGAUGGUAGUUUGGACAAAUGCUUGUCAGAUGCUGGUGUCAAAGACGAGAAGGAUGUCGGCGACGAGCGUGUUGGGGAUGAAAAUAUGUUACCGUUCUCGUUCAGUCUGAAGGGUAAAGAAGAGGCUGGAGCUGAAAGGACUGACGAGACCGACUACUGUAAAAAUCAUGGGAAAUGUGUCGAAUCUAAAAGACAAGGAAAGUGCCUAAAGAAGACCGAAUACGCUGUUGCUUUUGGACUCAGGGGCAAAGCUGUAAUGAACUUUGUCGAGCCUCUUGGUGAGCCGCGUAUGUGGUACUGUGCUCGGCAAGCGGAGGCGUCGAUCCCUAAGAGUGCAAACUUCCAAAUCGAACUUGACCUUAACAAGCAGGAUUGGACGACCAAAAAGACUGGAUGUGGAAGCGACCUGUCUUUCAAUGGAGACCCUGAAGGGUAUUGUUUGUCGGAAAAAAGCCUUCGCAAGCCUGAGUUUUGGGAGAUUAAGGAUCCGACAUUCGCCGAUAAAGAAUACACCCGUCUCUUCACUCUGCAUAUUCUCCCACAAUCAAAGGUACAUAGACACAAAGGAGAACCGCAAAAAAUCCUAUGGGGCGAGAAUUUGGACGGGAAGGAGACUCCAAAAUGCGAGAUGUAUAUUAAACUUGACAAAAACAACUUCAAAUUGCUUCGUGAUGCUCCUCGUACUACUACAACACCUGAUGACACCCCUCCAGCUACUGAAACUACUAAAGAUACUACAACAUCGACUGUGACUGUCCCAACUAAAGCAGCUUCCGGUGGAAAAGGGGUAAUCAUUGCCGUUGUUGCUGUUUGCCUUUUGAUAUUGCUUUCUGUUGUUGGUGGCAUCCUUUUCUUCGUUCUUCGCGGAAAGAAAGAGGAGGAGGAGGUUAUGCCUGGGGGAGCGACUGACUAUUUUGGAACUGCAGCAAAAACGAAGACGGUCGCUGGGACUACUACCGUUGGGGCAACACAAGCAAAGUCUGGAAUGACGAUGACCGCUGGGGGAACAAAGACUGGAGCGACUUCUUAUGGGGGAGCAACAACAACCAAAGGAGGGGCGACGUCUAAGGCUGGUGGAACAACAACUAAAGGAGCUGCGACAUUCAAAACUGGAGGAGCAACCACGAAGAAGUGA